GCCCAGUUAGUUGGGCUUUAGUAACGGAUGAGUUUAGUUGUGUCGCCAAAGCAGCAGCACCAGCAAAGCGUUUUUUCGUGUCGUUAAGCAACGUUGACCGGACGGAUGACGAAGAGUACCGUUCAAAACGUUAAUAGCAUUUCGUUGUAUUGUUGUUAACUGGUUAGUUUUUUGGUUUUCGGUGUUUGGCUGUGUGUGAACCAAUGCAUGUUUGUUUGAUGUCUGGUGUGGGGGGCCAAAACGCAAAAUAAGAAGUGGAAAAUAAGGUGUAAAUGCCAAAGAAAGAGUUAAUCGAAAAAGAGCGUAACAGAAAAGCUAAGAAAAAUUCUAGAAAAAAAAUUGUGAAUAAAUGUUAUUUGAAAUCUCAAGAAAAUUUGUGUGGAAAAUUGUGAUAAAUCCACCUAUGUGGAGAAGUGCAAUAGGAGGAAGCCAUGUUUGUGGGUAAAGAAAAAUAAGCAACAAGGGAAAAAUUUGAAGUGAGGGGAGCCCAGGAAGUCUUAGUCAUUUGAAAGAAUUCUGGAAAUUUUAAAAAAAUAAUAAAAAUAUUUUAAUAAAGUGUUUGUGGAAAACCAUAAAAAUUUCAAGUUUCCAAAGGUAAAGGCCUUACCCCCUGCCUGUUGUUGUCAACUUCUAUUCGUAAUACCAUCAAAAGCCGCUUGAAGAAUCUACAGGCCACCAAAUACCCAUACAUCAACGAGAAAUACCAACAGAACUUGGCUUAAAAAAAAGGUGGCUUUUGUGGUUGGGCGCCGUUUUCCUGAAGGGGGGGCAAAGUGGUACAUGCUCACUGCUAAAUGUUGCUGAGUUGUAGAAAAUAAGUCUCUCUCUCUCUUUUUGCCUGGCAAGAGAUUCGGCGUGGCGGAUUUACAAAACUCCCUGCAAGCCACAUAAUACCUGCUGUGUGUAAACAACAAAGAAAAAAAGUCAAACUAAAUAAAACAACGUUUUAAACCGGGUUCUCUGUUCUAAGUUCCCCCAACCUACCAGUGAGAGUGAGAGUUGAUUUUACGCUCCACUCACAGUUCUCCGUACUAAAAGCUUGACGUUGAAACGAAACGGAAAUGAAACACCACAAAUGAAUUAAAUUGGAGCUGCAGCAACAGGUCGGUCGGCCAUCAAUACUGAGACAAUAUUACCACUACCAAAGCAAAACCAACAACAACAAUAAAAAAAUAUUUAAUUUGAAUAAAAUAUCGAAAACAACAACAAAUAACAAAGAAAUAAACAAUGUGUUAACAUUGCUAUGGAGUAGACGUCAUCUUUCUCUCUCUCCCGCUUUUUAUUUUAUGUUCUGCAGCAAAGCUUGGUUUUUGUGGAAUACGAAAAUAAACAACAAAACGAACAACAAUUCUAUUCAAGAAACAACAAAACUUCAAAAUAAAAUUCAGCCCAAUUUGAUCUCUCUCCAAUAUCAAAAAACCCAGACUGUGGAUUCUCAACAUUCAGUGAAGUAAAAAUUCCUCUUCUGUGUCUGGCCCCGGGUCGACUAUGGUGAUCACCGAAACAUGGCCAAAUCGAAAAUUGCUCUCUAUGCUGCCGGUGUAACUUGUGUGGGUUUCAUUUGCUUUGCCUUGGCCUCGGCCGCCAUUGGUAUACCCAUUUGGGGUUAUUACGAUUCACCCUCCGGUGGCUAUGAUUUUGAUCAUGGCUAUUUUGGACCGUUUAAGGUCUGCAAACAAUUGGCCUACAAUCGGGAGAAGUGUGGCAAUGAUGUAUCGAAAUUUAGACUGUCAUCGGCCAUUUUCAUAAGCGGCAUCAUGGCCAUAUUGAGUUCCAGCGCUUUGGGCCUCUUCUGUGUGUUGUCUGUUAUACAGAUUGCCAUGAUAUCGUCGCGUGAAAAGGUUGUUAUGUCAUAUACCUCGCUGGUAAUGACAAAGUUAAUAUUGGCUUUAACGGCUGGUAUACUGGCAUUGGUAGCCACUGUUAUGUUUGCUGUACAAAUCGAUGAGUCGGAGAAGUAUGGUUUCCGUGUUUCCAGAGGGAUAUCAUUUUAUUUACAGAUUGUUGUUAUUGUCUUAAGCAUAGGCCUGUUUGUAUUGGCCCUAUACGAUGUCUUAUAUUCUAAACGUCCCGGUGGUGAUCCAACAAUGAUGAUUGAUGCCGCCUCACCCUCAUCGGCGACAACGAUAAAUAAUCCAGGCUUUAAGGAGCCCAAAACUAAGAACGGAAUUUCCGUUACCGAUGCCUCGGGCAAACCGUAUGCUGGCAUACGUAAUGGUUCCGGCAGUGUGGCCUCAAUGAGCACCAUGGUCACCAGUGUGUCGAAUGGCUCCACAGUGGAGUCGGUGACCAGAUCUCCCCUGCGUUCAAGUCUCAAAAAGCCGCGGCCACGACCCGAUCCCACAUUGGGUAUACAGAAUCCAGGCUAUUCGGGUUCAGGUAAUUCGCCGCCAAUGCGUCGCAAUGGCAGUGUAAAGAAAGUGCGUAUACAGACCCACAGUACGGAGGUUUAGUCGCCACUGGGGGAGGAGGCUUAUUUAUAAUAAAUAAUAAGAAAUUGCGGAUUUAUUUAAUUUUAUCUUUUUUUGUUUCUAAUUUUUUUUUAAAGACUGUGUACAGAGAAGUAUGAUAACAACAAAAAUACUAAGUUUAAACAUUUUUUUGUUAGCUAAAUUUAAGUAAAUAGAAAUAUUGAAAUAAAAAAAACGUGGGUGUUAUGCCCGGGACCCUUAAAUAGUUUACUUUUUUAUAUAAUUUUUUUUUUUUGAAAUAAUAAAAAGAAAAUAUUUACUUAAAUAUAAAUAUUGUUAUUUAUCUAAAAUAAAAAUUAUAAAUAUAUAUUUAAAUAUAUUAAAAUUUAUAUACGUAUGCAUUGUCUUCCAAGAUCGAAAUUUAUCACAACAAGAAAAUAUUCAAAAUUAUGGUAAUUAGAAAUUUAUUAUUGCAAAAUAAAAAUGGAAAAAAAUGAAAUGAAGAAAUGUCAUGUCAUAUUCAGAGCACAAAAUUAAUUAUAAAUUUUAAAUUAUUUUAUUUUAAUUUUUUUUUUUAAAUAAACAUCACGACUUAUUGCUGGAAAAUCCGUCCCAAGAAAAUGGCAAAAGUAUUUAAGAAAAUAAAAAAAUUAAAAAAAUAAGGACAUUUAACUUAGAUGCAUCGGGAGUAAAAUGUGUUUCAAGAUCAAAUUUAAUUUCGAAAUUUAUUACAGAAGUUAAAUCAAUAUUCCUUAAAAAUUUCCCAUGAUUUUUGAUUGGAAAAUACAUUUUUGAAGAUUCACUAUAAGGGCUGGAGAGUCUCACUUCAAGUGUAUAUUUUUCAUUUGUAAAGAUACCUGAAUCUCAAAUCUUGUUCUGUGAAAAUGUGAAAUAAAAAUAAAUAUAAAAAAUAUUUUUCAUUUCAGUUUUUCGUAGAAUAAGAAUUCAUGCCCUGAUUAUUUUCUCAUCUGUAGUGGGAUUCUCUAACUCAUUUAUUGAGUUACCUAAAAAAAAACAAAUAAA
Messenger RNA from Musca domestica (house fly), 3434 nucleotides. RefSeq lists its product as uncharacterized. The transcript is spliced from 6 exons. The record is from RefSeq and is a predicted model, not a curated record. Lineage: Eukaryota; Metazoa; Arthropoda; Insecta; Diptera; Muscidae. Bases 1506 to 2453 code for a protein of 315 amino acids.